CUCGCCCAACAAGGCUGAAAUGUCGCAGCUUUUGCGUACGUUGGGUAUCCAAUCGGUACUGCUGGUUGUGUUCCUCUGUCUGCUGCAGGCCAUGGAGCUACAGCUGCAUGAGCAGCAACUGCAGCAGCAGCAGGACGACCAAGCGCGCCUCAGGGAUCAGCAACUGAGGCAGCAGCAGCAGCGCGAGCAGCAGGCACAGCAGCGGCGCCACUCCUCGACGACCACCAGUCGAAAGCCCUUCAUAAUUCCCAAUGGCCUGUCGCUGCCUCGACGAGGAGAACAUCCGGACAAGUGCUACCGGGAAGUUCCGGCUGUCUUCUUUCAGUACGACAAGGAGGUGAAGAUCGUGGGCAACAGCACCACCAACCCCCACUUCAAUGUGAUCGAAGUGUGCUGCAAGGGGUGGCGGCGCUACGAGUACGAUUGGAGCAAGUGCGUCCCCGACUGCGACGAUCGGUGCCAGGAGAACGGGUUCUGUCUGGCCGGCGGGAUUUGCCAGUGCUUUGACGACUUUGUGCUUAACUACCGCAACAACUGUGUGCCGACCUGCCCACUGGGAUGCCCCCAUGGUCGCUGCUAUCUGAACGGGACCUGCCUCUGCGAUAAAGGCUACGAGCUGGAUGGGUCCCGACUCUUCUGCCAGCCGCAAUGUAAUCAGACCUGUGGACACAACGAGGUCUGUCUGGAGCCUGGAAAAUGCUCCUGUGCCGAGGGCUUCGUCAGGGGUUUGCGCGAGUCGGCGGCCUUGGGCUGUCAACCCAUCUGCAUUCCCGACUGCGGGUACGGACACUGCGUGGCUCCGAAUCAAUGCGAGUGCUUUCCCGGCUACCACAAACGCAUCAAUGGCACCUCCUGCGAAAACGGUUUCUAUAAGCGCUGCGAGAAUGGCUUCCGUGCGAACGAGACCACUUGUGUCUGCCAGAACGGAUUCCGGUACGACAAUAAUACUGCCAGCUGCCUGCCCGACUGCGGAGACAACUGUGAAAACGGAGUCUGCAUCUCCCCGGGAAACUGUCGCUGCUUCAACGGAUAUGUGCGGAACCGGGAGAAGUGUGAGGCCGUCUGCGAUCGAGGCUGUGGCUUUUAUGGCAAGUGCAUUGCUCCAAAUGUGUGUGGAUGUGCCAUAGUGCCCGGACCAGAGACUAGUUAUCAGAAGUGUGCGAUGGGACUGUGCAGCUCCCUGGGGCGGUGUCGCUGUCUGGAGGGGAAGGUGCGGUUCAUUGACAAGUGUAUGUCGCCGGACACGGUCACCACCUAUGCCUCGGUGGAUCCAACGCGGGCGAAUAGCUCCCUAAUCCUGGAGUUCGAGCUCCUACUUGGCAGGCACUUCAUCUUGGGCGGAGCCGAGAGGUUCCACAACUCGAUGUGGUGGCUAUUGCCAUUCACGGCCCCAUUCACAAUUGUAGAGCUGAACGAAAUGCACUUGAAAUCCCCACUGAUUGGCCUUCUUAUCGUCUGCCUAGCGAUUGAGCGACCCUCGCCCACUGCCGCUCAGUUCUGGCUAAAGCUGCCCGAACAGAACUGGGAGCGUGAGAUGCUGGCCACACGAGACUCCGGCGUCUGCUACAAGGAAGAGAUGGUGGAAACCAUCAACCCGAAUGCGAGACUCCGUCAGAUCUCCUACUGCUGCGAGGGCUACGUGAACCAUGGCAGCCCACAGAACCUGAAAUGCCAGCCCAUCUGUACCGAGGAUUGUGCGCACGGCCUGUGCCUCUCGCCAGGCUACUGUGAGUGUGCUCCGGGCUACUAUCGGGAGGAGCGGCGGUGCAAGCAGAUCUAUUCAUCUGUUCAGCUACUGAGAGUCGCUGGAGGCGAUUUGCGACUCACAGACUCAGCUUUCGCAUUAGAGCCCGUUUAUUGUGAGUCGAUUAGUCGAAGUGCAACAGCAGACGCCGACGGACGUGGGCGCAUAAGUACGUACUUAAAAAUUGUAAUACGGGAAAAAAGUGACAUCACCAUGAGGUCAUCGUGUAAGAUACUCGUCCCGACUCUUCUGCUGGCCAUCUGCUCUCUUGGCCAGACACAGUUCAAGACGGCGGGCAUUAAAACGCGUCAGCCGCCUUCGGGGAAUCUUCAGCUUUCGGGCAAUGCCAGUGAGUACAACCAGACGGGCUACGGGUGGAACAGCUACAACCAGAGCACCUACGGCUGGAAUGCCAAUGCGCAGAACCAGACAAGCCAUGGAUGGAGCGAUUUCGUCCCCGCCGAGACCUAUCAGCCCGCAACUUCGCCUCCCCUGUACGGACACUACGUGCAGCCGGUUGGACCCCCAGUGACACGGGCCCCACAGGUUCUGGACGAGACGGCGCUGUUCAUCAACAAGACCCGAUCGGCCAUGGCCAGCGGUGUGUGCUAUAAGGAAGUUCCAACCGCUUCUCUUCUGCGCAAUUCACGGGAGAGGUUCGUUGGCAAUGGGACCACCCCGGACAUGAGCAGUGUUCAGGUGUGCUGUGAGGGAUACGAGCGCAACCCGCACAUCUAUCGAAAAUGCGACCCAAUCUGUGCGGACGAUUGUCCAAACGGAAUCUGCACGGCACCCAACACGUGUGUCUGCAUUCCCGGCCACGUUCGAACGAGCGAGGGCAAGUGCAUCUCCACCUGUCCACUGGGCUGCGGCAACGGAGUUUGCGACGAGCGCAACGAAUGUCAGUGUCGGGAAGGAUACUCCCUGGAUCCCCUGAGCCGCAAGUACUGCCAGCCGGAGUGCAAGCAGGGCUGUGCCCAAGGACGCUGUGUGGCUCCCAACAAGUGCGAGUGUCUGCAAGGCUAUCGCCAGGCUCCCGAUGGGCGCUGUGAGCCCGUCUGCGACAACUGCGACAACGGGCAGUGCACGGCCCCUGGCCAUUGCACCUGCAAGGCGGGCUACCUCAAGCUGCAGGGACGCUGCGAGCCCAUCUGCGAGCAACCCUGCAAAAAUGGACGCUGCAUUGGCCCGGACAUCUGCGAGUGCGCGCAUGGCUUCGAGUGGGAUCGUAAGUCAGCCGAGUGUCUGCCGAAGUGCGAUGUACCCUGCCUCAACGGAGUCUGCGCGGGCAACAACCAGUGCGAGUGCAACCCGGGCUACGUGCGGGACGAGCACCAGCGGUAUAUCUGCCAGCCCCAUUGCCCCCAGGGCUGUCCCAAUGGCUACUGCAGUGCCCCCAACUUCUGCAUUUGCCGGCCAGGAUUCAUCAAGAGCGGCAUAAAGGGCCGUCAGAGCUGUACGGCUGUCUAGUACCUCAGUAAAAUGGCUAUAUGUGCACUGAUUUAAAUUACGUUUUUUUCCACACA
Drosophila persimilis is the source of this 3270-nucleotide messenger RNA. Its product is annotated as fibrillin-1. The record is from RefSeq and is a predicted model, not a curated record. Bases 20 to 3214 code for a protein of 1064 amino acids. The transcript has 9 exons. NCBI's taxonomy places the organism in Eukaryota, Metazoa, Arthropoda, Insecta, Diptera, Drosophilidae.